AUGAUAUUUAAGAACAAAGUGGGAGGACUGACACGACUCAACUUCAAGACCUACUGUAAAACUACAGUAAUCAAGACAUACACAUUUUGGAACUUCAUACCCAAGAACUUAUUUGAACAAUUCAGAAGAAUAGCCAACUUUUACUUUCUUAUCAUAUUCCUGGUGCAGCUGAUUAUUGAUACGCCCACAAGUCCAGUAACAAGCGGACUUCCACUGUUCUUUGUCAUUACUGUCACAGCCAUCAAACAGGGCUACGAGGACUGGCUCCGCCAUAAAGCCGACAACGCCAUGAACCAGUGUCCUGUGCACUUCAUCCAGCACGGCAAGCUCGUGCGGAAGCAGAGUCGGAAGCUGAGAGUUGGGGACAUCGUCAUGGUGAAGGAGAACGAGACAUUUCCCUGUGACUUGAUCUUCCUUUCCAGCAACCGGGGAGAUGGGACGUGCCACGUGACCACUGCCAGCUUAGACGGAGAAUCGAGCCAUAAAACUCAUUAUGCAGUCCAAGACACAAAGGGCUUUCACACGGAGGAAGACAUUGACGGGCUCCACGCUACCAUCGAAUGUGAGCAGCCCCAGCCCGACCCCUACAGGUUUGUGGGUCGCAUAAAUGUCUACAGUGACCUGAACGACCCUGUGGUGAGGCCAUUAGGAUCAGAAAACUUGCUUCUUAGAGGAGCCAAACUGAAGAACACAGAGAAAAUCUUUGGUGUUGCUAUCUACACGGGCAUGGAAACCAAGAUGGCUCUAAAUUAUCAGUCAAAGUCCCAGAAACGAUCUGCUGUAGAAAAAUCCAUGAAUGUCUUUCUCAUCGUGUACCUGUGCAUCCUCAUCAGUAAAGCACUGAUAAACACCGUCCUGAAAUACGUGUGGCAGAGUGAACCAUUUCGAGAUGAGCCGUGGUAUAAUCAGAAAACUGAGUCAGAAAGACAAAGGAAUCUGUUCCUCAGAGCCUUCACCGACUUCCUGGCCUUCAUGGUCCUCUUCAACUACAUCAUCCCCGUGUCCAUGUACGUCACUGUCGAGAUGCAGAAGUUCCUUGGCUCCUACUUCAUCACCUGGGACGAAGACAUGUUUGACGAGGAAACGGGGGAAGGACCUGUGGUGAACACCUCGGAUCUGAAUGAAGAAUUAGGGCAGGUGGAGUACGUCUUCACGGACAAGACGGGCACACUCACAGAGAACAACAUGGAGUUCAAGGAGUGCUGCAUCGAGGGCCACGUCUACGUGCCGCACAUCGUCUGCAAUGGGCAGGUCCUGCCAAACGCCUCGGGCAUCGACAUGAUCGACUCCUCCCCGGGCGUCAGCAGCAGGGAGCGUGAGGAGCUGUUUUUCCGGGCACUCUGUCUCUGCCACACUGUGCAGGUGAAAGAUGACGAGGACAGCGUGGACGGCCCCCAGAAGUCGCCGGACUCAGGGAAAUCCUGCGUGUACAUAUCGUCCUCUCCUGACGAGGUGGCACUCGUCGAAGGCGUACAGAGACUUGGGUUUACGUACCUGAGGCUGAAAGACAACUACAUGGAGAUACUAAACAGGGACAAUGAUGUUGAGAGGUUUGAAUUGCUGGAAAUCUUGAGUUUUGACUCAGUAAGAAGGAGAAUGAGUGUGAUCGUAAAAUCUGCUACAGGAGAAAUUUAUCUGUUUUGCAAAGGAGCAGAUUCCUCGAUAUUUCCCAGAGUGAUAGAAGGCAAAGUCGACCAGAUCCGAUCCAGAGUGGAGCGCAACGCGGUG
This is a messenger RNA of Galeopterus variegatus (Sunda flying lemur), 1728 nucleotides long. Its product is annotated as probable phospholipid-transporting ATPase IH. Gene Ontology annotation, molecular function: magnesium ion binding; ATP hydrolysis activity; ATPase-coupled intramembrane lipid carrier activity. The transcript has 16 exons. Lineage: Eukaryota; Metazoa; Chordata; Mammalia; Dermoptera; Cynocephalidae. Gene Ontology annotation, cellular component: recycling endosome; endoplasmic reticulum; plasma membrane. The annotation marks the transcript as partial. The record is from RefSeq and is a predicted model, not a curated record. Gene Ontology annotation, biological process: phospholipid translocation.